Molecule: messenger RNA, 4065 nt
Organism: Porites evermanni
Lineage: Eukaryota; Metazoa; Cnidaria; Anthozoa; Scleractinia; Poritidae
Source: the annotation of a GenBank genome assembly
AUGAUGCAAGAGUUAGACAGGGAUACUAGCAAUCCAAUGAUCGAGAAAAAGUCCAGUACAUCAAGCGUGGCACCGAUCGUCAAAUGGAAAGUGCUGGCUAUUGUCUUUAUCUUGAUUAGUGUUGUGCUGCUUAUUACUUUGAUAGUAGUAGUCACAAAGCAGAGAAAAACCAAAGCAGAACCAAAUGAAACAAAAAGUCCAGAUUCCAUAAGAAAUGCCUCUGUACCGUCAUGCGCAGAUGGAAUGUCGAAUCCUUCAGAGCCACCCAAGUCCGCUGGUGUGUUUGAUGACCUUACAGUCUUUGAGAUCACCUCCGUAAGAGAUUAUCUUUUGAUGCAAACUGAACUGAACCUCACGAGAUAUGAAGAAGCCACUGUCAAUAGCAACUAUAUUUAUCUUGUAAAGUUGUUGCCUCCCUCUAAAAAUGAGGCUCUGGCAUAUCUGGACGAAGACGGUCCCAAGCCUAAAAGGAAAGCUAUCGCGAUCGUGUUUCAUGGUGCUACAUUCCCGCCUAUGGUAAGGGAAUAUGUCAUCUCUCCUGUCACUAAUCCCAAUAACCACAAAAUAAGAAACAUUCCUGGAAAGCUUAGAGAUUUCGUGCCCUUCAAUGCUCGUCCUUUCGACGGCUCUAUAGAGGGUAACGUUUUGAAUGAGGCAAUCAUAAACACUGCAUCUCAAGCUCUCUUAAAGCUAAUGCGAGAGAGUUAUGAUGGCUACACCUACACCAAUUGCACUGAUAAGUGCCUUUCAUUUUCUUACACUGCACCAAUGGGUUUUACUAGUAAAGAUCGAUACACGUGGAUUUUUUUCAUGCGCAAGGUUACAGGCGAAUACAGUCAUCCCCUAGACCUUCAGUUGUUAGUUGAUCACUCAGGUGCAGAUGUCAGAAAAUGGAAAGUCUUGAAAGUCAUUUACAACAAUCAAACGUUUGAUUCUGUUGAUGAGUUGGUGAACGAGUACAACAAGGGCACCAUACGCAAAAUCAAGAUACCUUCACCUAUCGGGGAAGGCCCACUAUUUUCAAGCUAUGAACGCAGAGGAGACCCCCAACCAGUCAAGCCUAUGCGAGGCCCUGAGAUGUAUGAGCCUGACGGAAAGCGGUACACUGUCAACGGACGCCACGUUAACUACAUGUCUUGGUCCUUUGAUUUCAGGAUGGACUCUAACAGUGGCAUGCAAAUAUACAACAUAAAAUUCAACGGAGAUAGAAUCAUCUACGAACUCAGCCUCCAAGAAGCCGCGGCCACGUACGGCGGCUAUUAUCCAAACCCUUCCUGGAACAACUUCCUUGAUGGUAACUUUAGAAUGGGUAUGAACAAUUUUGAGUUAGUGCGAGGCGUAGAUUGUCCCAAUACCGCCACGUUCUUUGACCUAGUGCACAUGAUCGGGGCCCCAAAGCCGCUGACAUUUCAGAACGCUGUCUGCGUGUUCGAGUUGAACACUGGAAUGCCCUUGCGACGACAUUAUGAUAACAAUUUUAUGGGGGGCUAUCGGUUUUAUGGUGGAAUGGCUAACCAGGUUCUCGUUUUACGUUCAAUAACCGCAGCUUACAACUAUGAUUAUGUUUUCGACUUCAUCUUUUACCAAAAUGGUGUCAUAGAAGUCAAGAUUGCAGCGUCUGGUUAUAUCUUCGGUUCAUUCUACGACUCUAAUACUGAUCCAUACGGGUAUACACUUUACGAACAUUUCACUAGUGGCACACACGAUCAUCUUUUCAACUACAAGGUUGACUUAGACGUUGGUGGAAGAAAAAACUCUUAUGAGACAAUUGAGAUCGGAAUAGAAAAUAUCACAGAGCGGUGGUUUCCUAACAAACGGCGUGUCCAAAAGGUUCUAAAGCGCAGCGUCAAAAACACAGAGUUAGACGCCACUUAUAAGUUUAACUUUGAUACCCCAAAGUAUCUGAAUUUCUUCAAUGAUGCAGAGAAGAACAGGGUGGGCGUGAAGAAGGGGUAUCGCAUACAACUGGGAGGAAUACUGAAACAAUUGUAUCCUGAAGACUGGAUGAUGGUACCCAUGAUGAGUUGGUCUCUUUACCAAAUGGCUGUCACUAAAUAUAAAGAAAAUGAGACGCAGAGUAGCUCCACCUACAACAUGAACGCCCCUGCAGAUCCACAGGUUAGUGAGGGGAAGCGCGAGUCAGAGAUUGGAACGAGUCACCCAAUGACUUACGGGCUGAUGGCCUAACUUUAGGAUCUUUAAAGGAAAGACAUUUGAGUAUUUACAAGAACAAGACAAAACACAGCAUAAAUUAAUUUAUUUUAUCUUAUUUCAUUUUUUUAACACCUUUUUUAUUGUAAAUAUUAGCCUUCCCCCUUUUUUUACUUUGUACUACUGUUUUUCUUUUUUUAAUCUUGAAAUAUUUUAUUUUAUACCAGCUGUUUUUAUACUCAGCUGAUCAAUUUUUCGCAGUAUAAAUAAAGUAUUUAUUAUUAUUAUUAUUAUUAUUAUUAUUAUUAUUAUUAUUAUUCAUGGCCUCUUUUCCCCCUCCCCCACAGGCACGGUCUAUAGGAUAAAGAUUGAUCUUCAAUGUGAUUCAAUCCUCGCCAUCAUUGUUUUUCCUUCUUAUAUUACAUCACAAAAGUCUUACAAAAUUGCAAGGUUUGAUAUAUACAAUUAAUGUUUAUUUGUUUUUCAUCCCCGCAGUUAGACUUCCGUCAAUAUCUUCUGGAUAACGACUCCAUCUUGAACGAGGAUCUAGUUGCCUGGGUGACCGUCGGCGCGAUUCAUGUGCCACAUUCAGAAGAUCUUCCUAACACGGCGACAGCUGCCAACUCGGUCAACUUCUUCAUCAGACCUUUCAAUUACUUUGAUGAAGAUCCUUCUAUUGGAUCCACUGAUGCCUUGCUGAUCACACCUACAAUGCAAGGUGGUCAAAAGGUGGAACGUUAUGGUACUCCAGAUGGUCCGCAAUGUGUACCCAAGGAAAACAAACUUGAUUAUAAUGGCACCUACUAUGGAUAAACCAGCACCGUAAUUUUUAGGGAGUUAUUAUAACUCCAAAAAUGGAGUAAAAAUUUUAGGUACAGGAUAACAACUUUUUGGGGGUUACUUUAACUCCUAAUUUAACUCCGAAUUUGGGGUAUUUUUACUCCUGAAAAAGAGUUCUUUUUACUCCCAGUCUGGAGUUAAGUAACUUCGAAAUGGGGUUAUUUUUACUCCUUACAUGGUUGUUUUUACUCUUUUUGGAGUUACUUUAACUCUGAAAAAGGAGUAAAACUUUUAGGUACUGGAUAACUCCUUUUUGGGGGUUAUUUUAACUCCUCAAUAUCUGGGGUCACUUUUACUCCUGAAAAAAGAAUUCUUUAAACUCCUUUAGAGAAACUCCACGGUAAGGAGUUACAUUCGCCCCACUAGAGGAGUUAUUGUAACUCCUUGAAAAUUACUGUGAUAUUAAUUGACAGUGCGCCUUGUUUUUAUUACUUCAAACAACUGUAGUGCGUUUAGUGUUAGAUCACGAGAUCAGCGUGAAGAUGUUUCUUUCAAAACCAAGUUCUUUAAAUAUAGUGAGCCCGGCGUCAUUGUCUUGCCACUAGGGUUGGUUACAGAGACCUUUCACUUAGUCUCGCAAAUUGCUGAAAUUAUUUCAAGUUUCGCCAGUCUUCGAUUUUGUCAUGGUGAUGCCCAACAUGCUUUGCACGAGGGAGGUUAGUAGCGACUCGACGGUUUCUUGUUCUAAAUGAGAAGCGAAACGAUAUAAGUUAUAUCCUCUUUUGCAUUUUAAUACACAGCCGGAAUAACCCUGGUGAACCCUUUUGUUUGCGCAGAUUGUUUCCGCAGUAAUAAACGUGACCAACAAUUGUCGUUUCAAGGAAAACCCUAUUUACACGAACCAAGUCUUCCUUUUCAAGGAGGUUUUAGGACUUAGUCAAAUGUGCUAGCAAUUAUGACUACAACUAUGAUUACUGAAUAUCUUUUGAUAAGUUACCUACGAUAGAACAAGAUGAACCCUGGGUCCUCUCAGGAUUUGGUCACAUGAUAGGUCACGUGAUAAAAAUCUAAAACUAAGAGCAAUGGUGAAGUACUGGAUGCCGAUGAAAAAUCAGGUUUGAAAUGAGUGUACCC